GGAGGUCAGCAGGGGGAGCCCUCACACCCUACCACUCCUUGUCAAUUGUGGACCCAACAGGAAGAGACAGACCAUGCCAGACGAUACUCCGUUUUUAAAUAUCCCAGCAGGAGGAAGAAAGACUUUCUUACAGCCCAGCCAAUGAGAGACUGUCACAACUCAGCCAAUGAGAAGCCACUACACUUCAAACUCUGUUUAUUCCAAUGGACUUUUUGUUUAUAACAGCCCCUCCCGACCUGUCCUCUUCCUCCCUAAAGAUUUCCUCUCCUUUGUUCUGUGGAUUUGCCUCUGUCUUGCAGUAGCUUGCUUGGUGCAGAUUGCAAUUCUCUACUAUUCUUUAAUGAACCUGUUUCUGCUGCAUAUUAUUUUGCUGAAUCAUUAAAUAUAUUCAAAUGAUAUUGUGUUGGAUUAAGGGGAUUUAAUGCCUAACCUCACUUCUUUGUCGGCCGGGGACCAGACUGCAGCUGAGAGUUUAUUGAGUAGGGGAUCAAGCAUCUCACUAAGCACCUUCCCAGGAAAGAGGGACUGAAGGAUGGAAACUGAAAAUGAAAAGAUCUGCUUUGUUUUCCUUAAACUGCUGAUGAGCCAGACAGAUGUUUGCCUGUAAGUGAUGUGAACCUAUUUAAUCUACUAAAACAAACCACACCAUAUUGAAGGCAAUGCCUCUCUUUUUUCCUUGAAACCUUCUACGUGGCACUCUGUUUACUUUUAAAGAGCCACAUGAGGAAACAAUACUGAUAAUAAUAUUGGUUGCGUCCAUCUACAUUCCUUUCUUUUGGAAGAGAUGAUCCUGGCUUCCCAGUUGGUCUUCCUCACCUGUAUCUGGAUCACACGGACGCCAGAUGUUUUUGCUGCUUCUGAAAUAAAGAAGUCCUACCAGCGGUGCUCCGCUUCAGUGAAAAGAGCCCGGGAGAGCAAACAAGAAACCAGAAUGAGAAACAAUGACAGCACCAAAGCAUGGCUCCUGAAAUACAAACAACUUCUCCAUAUAGAGGACCAUGAUUUUGCAAUGAGACCUGGAUUUGGAGGGUCUCCAGUACCAGUGGGUAUAGAUGUCCAAAUUGAAAGCCUUGACAGCAUUUCGGAGGUUAACAUGGACUUUACAAUGACUUUUUAUCUCAGACAUUACUGGAAAGAUGAGAGGCUCUCCUUUCCUAGCACAACAAACAAAAGCAUGACCUUUGAUCAUAGAUUGAUCAAAAAGAUUUGGGUGCCUGACAUAUUUUUUGUCCAUUCUAAAAGAUCAUUCAUCCAUGAUACAACUGUGGAGAACAUCAUGCUACGUGUAUACCCUGAUGGAAAUGUCCUUUUCAGUCUCAGGAUAACUGUUUCAGCCAUGUGCUUUAUGGAUUUCAGCAGGUUUCCUCUUGACACUCAAAACUGUUCCCUUGAACUGGAAAGCUAUGCCUACACCGAAGAGGAUUUAAUGCUGUACUGGAAACAUGGGAACAAGUCCUUAAAUACUGAUGAACAUAUUUCCCUGUCUCAGUUCUUCGUUGAGGAGUUCAGUGCAUCCAGCGGAUUCGCUUUCUACAGCAGCACAGGUUGGUACAAUAGGCUUUUCAUCAAUUUUGUGCUAAGGAGGCAUAUCUUCUUCUUCGUGUUACAAACCUAUUUCCCAGCAAUGUUGAUGGUGAUGCUUUCAUGGGUUUCAUUUUGGAUUGACCGAAGAGCUGUUCCUGCAAGAGUUUCCCUGGGAAUCACCACAGUGCUGACCAUGUCCACCAUCAUCUCUGGCAUGAGUGCCUCCAUGCCCCAGGUGUCCUACAUCAAGGCCGUGGACGUGUACCUGUGGGUCAGCUCCCUCUUUGUGUUCCUGUCAGUCAUUGAGUAUGCAGCUGUGAACUACCUCACCACAGUGGAAGAGUGGAAACAAUUCAAGAAGACAGGGAAGAUUUCUGGAAUGUAUAAUACUGAUACAUUUCAAGCCAUGGCCUUCGACGGUUGUUACCAUGACAGCAAGACCGAAAUGGACCAGACUUCCUUUUCUCUACACUCAGAAGAGGACACCAUGCGAGGAAGAUCCACAGGUAGUCCCAGCACAGAUACAUCUCAGAUAAAAAGAAGACAAUCCUUAGGAGGGCAUAUUGGUGCAAUCAUUCUGGAAAAUAAUCAUGUCAUUGACACCUACUCAAGGAUUUUAUUUCCCACUGUGUAUAUUGCAUUUAAUUUAUUUUACUGGGGUGUAUAUGUGUGAGGAAGAAUUCCCAAUGUAUAAUACUCAUUUUGGAAUCAGAGUAGGUUAACAACAACAACAACAACAACAACAACAACAAACAACUCUUGACUAUGAGUUGGACUGUACUUGAUUCAACUGCGAGUCAGCCAGUCAGUCACCUCUCUUGGCCUAUAGAAGAUUUUAAAGUUGACUUAUUUACAUCUAGGAAAGAGUUUAAGGUCCCUGGAGAAUUUGAUUCCAUACAUAAGAGUCACAGGCAUGCAUAUUACAGAAAAAUUUCCACAGGGAUGGGCUUUGUAACUACUUUGCCUAGACCCUCCUUGCUUUCUAAAUGUAAACGUUUUGUAUUUAACUAAGCAAUAAAGUUGGACUAUGACAAUGAUUCAAGAAACAUUGAUUCUUAGUGCUAGCCAUGUGCCAUGCUACCUAACAGAGUUGAAUCCUUGUGAGGAAGAACAUCAACAUCAAGGUGGGACCAUGGACACUUACACAGCUGAGAUGUACAUGAAGAGCUUCCCCGUCCAUCUCCAAUCAAGUCUUUUAUCUUAUUUCACUAUUAAAUUUCAUAUAUUAUUGAGUCCAAGAGCAAAACAUCUAAACUUUGCUCCCAUCCUAAUGUUAAAUUAAUAUGUCAAUCUUCAGUAAUAGAAUCUUGUAUUUUACAGUUGAGUCAUAGCUUUCAUAGAUUUCGGGAGGCAUUUAGUGAAUUAGUUACUGUAUUUACCAAAUAUUAUUGACCUCCUGUAUAAGCCAGUUACUUUAUUAGGUGUUACGUAGUCAAAAAUGAAUAUAAAACGGCAUUCCUGCUAUCAGUGAGUGCACAGCCUAUCAGGAACAGUGAACUGGUAGCUUUCAUAAAUAACAAAUAUAAUAAUUACAAUAGAUGUAAAAUAGAGACUUGUACACUAUGCUGUCUGAGUUCUGAAAAGGGGAUACCAAAACAAGGAAAAGAACAUCUAUGAAGGGAUGUGGAGUCUCAGUUCAUAAAUGACUAAAGAUGCUUCCAGACAUGGUAUUGAGUGAACAGUUGAAUGAAAUUUGUAUAUCCCAUAGUAAUCCCAUAGUAACGUUGGUUGAACCAAGUAAAUCAGGUCAAGUGGGUAUUAAAUAAAUGUUUGUUAAGUAGAAAAACCUCUAACGAUUAGCAUUCAUUUUGUAGACUGGUAGUGUGCGUGCUUUUGUGUUAAGUAGUUUGUGAAAAAGAUUCCAUUUAGAGAUCAGCCCUCGGUAAGAAGUAUGAAAUAUUUUCCCUUCCUGUUUUGACUUUUGGCAUUGAAUUAAGGGAAAUAAAUUAAAUGGUGUGUUA
Neofelis nebulosa (Clouded leopard) is the source of this 3485-nucleotide messenger RNA. It is a transcript of the gene GABRR3, whose product is annotated as gamma-aminobutyric acid type A receptor subunit rho3. Gene Ontology annotation, biological process: regulation of membrane potential; chemical synaptic transmission; signal transduction. Gene Ontology annotation, cellular component: neuron projection; GABA-A receptor complex; membrane. The transcript has 10 exons. Gene Ontology annotation, molecular function: neurotransmitter receptor activity; extracellular ligand-gated monoatomic ion channel activity; GABA-A receptor activity. The coding region runs from base 785 to 2197 and encodes 470 amino acids. NCBI's taxonomy places the organism in Eukaryota, Metazoa, Chordata, Mammalia, Carnivora, Felidae. The record is from RefSeq and is a predicted model, not a curated record.